AUGGCUGUGGCUUUUACCAAUCUGUCUUGGUGGUUGUGGAGUGGAAAGCAUCAAGAGGCUAAAAUGUCCAGUGGAUCUUCUUUAAAUACUUCACCUGAUUCGGGCCUGUGGGAAUUGGACAGCGUGAAAUUUCCAUUGGUUCAUAAUAGGAAUAUGACCUCCUCAUCUAGACGGGUUAAGCGAAAAUGGCAUAGUCGGGAGGAGCGAAAAAUUGACAGGGAAUAUGAUGUUGUUUUGGUGCCAUCAGAUGGUGGAUGUGUUUCGGGGUCUGAGUCCGAUGAUUCAGAUUGGUCAAUAGGAUGGUUGGAGCCUCAUGGCCCUGAUUUCCAGAGUGAUGAUGAUUUAGAUGAUAGUUUUGCUGUACUGGUUCCUUGCUAUGGGCGUAUUCGCGAGGAUCUGGAAGACAAUUUAAAGGACAAGUUUUUGGAGAAGGUUGGGAACAUCCCUGACAUAUAUGCUGCUGAGAGCAAGAAGUAUAUGGAACAAUGGCUCACUUCUCUACAAAACAGCUGA
Molecule: messenger RNA, 513 nt
Organism: Ilex paraguariensis (yerba mate)
Lineage: Eukaryota; Viridiplantae; Streptophyta; Magnoliopsida; Aquifoliales; Aquifoliaceae
Source: the annotation of a GenBank genome assembly